AUGGUGCAACAAGAUACACACAUGAUGGAGACCGAGCUCCUUGAGGACUUCCUAUUCGCGGAGAGUCAGCAGCAACAGCAGCAGCAACAAGAACAACAAGAGCAGCAGCACCAGCAGCCCGGUAGUUAUGGAGGCGGCGACGGUGAGGAACAGCACGGCGAUGAUCUUUUCAGCACCUUCAUCAACACCGACAUGCUCCUACAGCCGUCCAAUUACACGCUCCAACCGCAGCACACCUCUUCGAUGAUGCUGGGCGUGGGCGCCCCAGACUUGCUGAACGGCUUCUCAGAGCCGCGCCAGCCUCGCAAGUCCAUUUCGCCUCUGGGUGGUACCAGCGACAUCCAGAGCCCCGCUCCGAGUAUCUCCACGGGCCUCACCACGCCGCCGCAAGCUAUGAGCUAUAGCCAGGGCUGCGAGCGCCUUGUGGAUCGUUCUCUGCAGUUUGGCAGAACGAAGCCCAUUCAGUCCGCCUAUCUGAAUUCCAGCGAUUUCUUAGACAUCCCCGAGGACACGUUGCCUUACAAACUUGUUGUUUCUGGAAUGCCCUCUGCGUCGCGAGUUGAAACUCAGAUUAAGCUUGAGCUUUCUAUCUCUCCUCCUCCUCGCGAAUACAUCGUGCAUUUGCCUACCGACUGCAUCACUAAACAAAAAUGGUAUCUGGAAGAUGACAUUACUACAUACCCUCGCGAAAUUCAGAACGAGAUUCUCUACCUGGAAAGCUUUUUAGUGUGUGCUUCUAACGGGAAGCCCACUUACGUUUGCAGCCGAUGCGUCAAGCGUGAACAGCGCAGAGCGUCUCGACGCAAAUCAGGUCUUUGCGACAAUAUGUUAUGGUGUAACAAUGAAAACAGACGUGCUGUUGUAUUUAACAGCAAGCAAGUCUUUUCUAUCAAAGAUGUCAACUGUACUCCUCAAUUCAAAUCUUUUGACCUGUCCACUAGAAUAGUUUGCUACUGCCGUCACCACAAGGAGCCCGAAGGCUUCAAAAUCUUGUUUGUCCUAAGAAACGCCAAUCAAGAGGUGUUGGCAAAAAGUUUAACGGGGCCUAUCAUGAUCAUGGAUAAAAAAUCAAACAGGGACGCGGCUGCAAACACUUCACUCCAGGAUUCUGUUGCGGACUCUAAUAACAACACGGAUGGAUCCAGAAGCGAGAGAAGUGAAAUUCCGAAUGUCACUUCCACUAGCGACUUUAGCGGGAUGGAGAACCACAAACCUAGAGAUGACUUUAUGCAUCUUUCUGUCAAAGGCGAGCACAUGCUAUCUCCCACCUCCAUGGGUGGAGAUAGUUCGGAGGCACAUGCUACCGAUGCUAAUGUGGUCGAAUCGUAUGGCCCAAGGGGCGCUGCAUCAUCAGUGUCUUUGCCCGAUAAAGCGUCUGGCUACAAGCGAAAGAGAUCUUCACCAGACUAUAACUCCACGGCAAUUGGCUUUUCUCCACAGAAUUUUACGAAGCCUCAUGCCAAUUCAAACUUUAGCAAGUCAUUGUCUGCUUCAUCUUCCAACCACUCAAUACCUCUUCUCAAUCAACCCGCUCAUAACAAUCCUACGGCUGCCAUGAUGACAGCUACGAAUAGCAUGCUGCGCGAGAUUUCAGAUCUGGCCGAGGUGCCUCAAGCCCCUCGUCCCUAUAUUAAUCGUGUGAUUCCCUCCCAGGGACCUGUUAAGGGUGGGAUUGAAGUAACCCUUCUAGGUUCAAACUUCAAGCCUGGGAUGAUAGUAAAGUUCGGACAGAAUCGGGCCUUAUCAACUCAAUGCUGGUCAGAAUCAACUCUUGUUACGUAUCUUCCACCUUCCUCAAGGGCCCAGGAAGUGCUUGUAACAGUAUUUGAAAAAGAGGAAGAACAACCAGAAGUUCUCGGCACCAUGUCAAACAGCAAAGCAAUUUUCACUUACGUUGACGACACAGAUAGACAACUUAUUGAGCUAGCUCUUCAAAUUGUUGGUCUGAAAAUGAACGGUAAGUUAGAAGAUGCUAGAAAUAUAGCAAAACGUAUUGUUGGUCAUGAAGGAAACUCUUCAAAUAGUACGCCUUCCCCUUCUGCGAAUAAUGCUCCUCAAAACUCUUACAACAUCGGAAUGGGACAAGUUCUGUAUUCUGACGAGAGUUUGCUGUUGAAGGUCAUCAAGCUGCUCAAUUCCAGUUCUAAUUUAUCAAUGUGCGAUGAAGAAGGACAGACAAUGCUUCACCUUGCAUGCUUAAAAGGGUACUAUCAUUUAGCAUCGGCCUUAGUCAGAAAGGGAGCUCGAGUUGAUGCCAAGGACUCUUUUGGGUUCUUGCCUCUCCAUUUCGCCUGUUUAAAUGGUGAUGCAAGGAUAAUCCGUCUUCUUGUUCAGUGCAAGGCUACCGUGCAUGCAGAGACAAUUAACGGAUCUUCACCAAGGGCCCUGUUCAUUGCCAACCACGACACCGACGACGAAAGAUAUGAAGAUUAUCUGAAUGAGGUCUUAGACGCCCUCGACACUGAUUCCAGUAGCGAGGAGUACUCUUGUAAUAUGCUGCGGAAGCUUUCAGACAGUAGCUUUCAAUCAAGCGUAUUUGAUGCCGAGUCCUUGGCCUCGCUCAACGACAACAUACAAGUGCAUAUUUCCAAAAUGGCCGAAGAUACACUAUCUGACGACGAUGAGGAUCUGGACGGCUAUGAAGAAGACGGAGAUGAGUGCUUACUGCAGGACGACGAUGACUCUAUCGCAACUGCGGACAACUCACAAUCACAAGACUCUGCCCUUAUAGCGACAUCCCAAGAAGCACACAGACACUCAGGCCAGUUUGAAAACUCUAUUUGGAACCGGGUCUUGAACGCAUUUAAUGACGACCUUCCAAAAUACGAAGACCUGUUCCCCGUGCUGGAUAGAGAGAGAAAUAAAAAAUCUUUGCUAGCUAACCGCAACCCAACAGAACUAACUGCUACUCAAUCUAGCACUGCGGAAGAUUCGCAGACGUCCUCAGAAGAUGAGGAAGAUGCGCUACAAGCGCGCUUAAACCGUUUCUUUCAACAGCGGCAGAAUUUCCGAAAUGACAAAAUGUUGUUGUUCUUCUGGCUUCCCGUCGCCAUAAUUCUCUUAUCUUCGUUUUUGAUUUUUGAAUUUGGCCAUGAUGGGAACAGGAUUCAUCAUCUAUCGCAAGCGGUAUCUGAGUACUUGAGAGUCGGGCUGGCAAAUGUGAUGUUGGGCAACGAGAGGGUCAAAGGGGCAUUCAAGGGUUCAUUGCAUAGUCUUCAAGCUGGCGCUGCUGUUGCAGGAGGUAUAGAGGGCUCCUAG
Lachancea thermotolerans CBS 6340 is the source of this 3258-nucleotide messenger RNA. It is a transcript of the gene SPT23, whose product is annotated as Spt23p. Gene Ontology annotation, molecular function: protein binding. The coding region runs from base 1 to 3258 and encodes 1085 amino acids. The record is from RefSeq and is a predicted model, not a curated record. Lineage: Eukaryota; Fungi; Ascomycota; Saccharomycetes; Saccharomycetales; Saccharomycetaceae. Gene Ontology annotation, biological process: positive regulation of protein catabolic process; protein ubiquitination. The transcript has a single exon.